ACAAAUCAUGCAGCUGCUAAAACGGUAACACAUUACGACAUGGUUGUAUCUCUUGCAGAAUUGCCAUUCGCUCCAACAAGACCCACCACAACGCAGAUAACUGCAGACUGGAUCACCAUCACAUGGAAGCAUGGAGGAGGCCCCCAGGUGGACUCUUACACCUUAUACUAUCGCGCCAAGAGCUCGAGUCAGUGGAUAGUCAUCAAAGACAUUCGUGGCCGAACAUCUAUGAGUUUGAAGGAACUCCAGCCUUAUACUACUUAUCAAUUUCGCCUGUUUGCUCUGAACGACCUGGGGACCAGCAAACCUAGUCCUCUGGCUGAAUUCAAAACAUCCCCAAAAGCACCCGGAACACCACCAGGGAACAUCCAAGCCAAGGGACUCUCAGACACCUCAUUCGAAGCAACAUGGCUGCCACCAAGCCAACCAAAUGGCGAGAUCCUUGGAUACCGGCUGUACUACGUGACUGAUCCAAAGCUUAAGAUCGACCAGUGGUUGUACAGGGCGUCAGCAGAUAACCAGACCCAGAUCACAGGACUUCUUAAAAUGACAACGUACUACUUUAAGCUGAUCGCUUACAACAGCGCUGGUGAAGGACCUCUCUCAGAUCUGUUCGCUGUGAUGACUGCACAGGGUGGUGAGUGGUCACUUACUCGAAGAAGAGGCACCCCUCCCUUAUAGUUAUCAUUGUCGAUCCUUUUUAACCCGUGAUUUGCGUAAGAAAGCUGCAGGUUAUAGUGGUCGAUCGUGACCAAGGCACUAAAAAGGUCGGUGUAAGGUUGUUUGUAGGCGGGGAAUGGUACUCUUAGAGUAAAGUGUCCUGCCUGACAAGGCAAGGUCUGAACCCAUUGUAGAGAACUUGAUCUAGAGUCUGACGAAACAAUUAAUGGGCCACAACGCCUGCCAAACCUGCGGAGUUGUCCAGAGAUAUGCUUUAACGCCAAUCUCGUUCCCAGAGCCUUCGUUGCCCUUGUCCAGCGGCUUCGUUUUCCCGUUCCGCUAGGCAAGGGUAACGAAGGCUCUGGGAAC
Orbicella faveolata is the source of this 1029-nucleotide messenger RNA. RefSeq names its product receptor-type tyrosine-protein phosphatase delta-like. Lineage: Eukaryota; Metazoa; Cnidaria; Anthozoa; Scleractinia; Merulinidae. Gene Ontology annotation, molecular function: protein tyrosine phosphatase activity; protein binding. Gene Ontology annotation, biological process: protein dephosphorylation. The record is from RefSeq and is a predicted model, not a curated record.